Hibiscus syriacus is the source of this 677-nucleotide messenger RNA. Its product is annotated as 60S ribosomal protein L30-like. The transcript is spliced from 5 exons. The record is from RefSeq and is a predicted model, not a curated record. Gene Ontology annotation, molecular function: RNA binding; structural constituent of ribosome. Gene Ontology annotation, cellular component: cytosolic large ribosomal subunit. Lineage: Eukaryota; Viridiplantae; Streptophyta; Magnoliopsida; Malvales; Malvaceae. The coding region runs from base 98 to 436 and encodes 112 amino acids.
GGUUUCUUACAAUGUUGUGGUGAACCAUUUGUAGCUGCCGCAUUCACCCCCCCCCCCCCAACACAAAAAUCUCAACUAAGCUCUUCCGUCAUCGAAAAUGGUUGCCACCAAGAAGACCAAGAAGACUCAUGAGAGUAUCAACAACAGAUUGGCUCUCGUUAUGAAGAGUGGAAAAUACACUUUGGGUUACAAAACCGUCCUCAAAUCUCUCAGAAACUCCAAAGGUAAGUUGAUUAUCAUUGCCAACAAUUGCCCUCCUCUUAGAAAGUCGGAGAUCGAGUAUUAUGCAAUGUUGUGCAAGGUUGGAGUUCACCACUACAAUGGAAACAACGUAGACUUAGGCACUGCUUGUGGCAAAUAUUUCCGAGUGUGCUGCCUUAGCAUUGUCGACCCGGGUGACUCCGAUAUCAUUAAGAGCAUGCCUGGUGAUCACUAAGGUGUAGGGGGAAAACUCAUCUUCGUAGGCUUUAUUCUGAUAGUUUCUAUUUUUGGGUAUCUGGAACCAUUGUUGAUGUCAAAGAGAAGUUAUUCUGAAAUUCAGAACUUUCAUUGUAAGUGUUUGAUGUGGGACAGUUCCCAUGUAUUAGUAUUUUUGAUGGAUUUUUUCCAAAUCAUCUCAUAUGAUCUUUUUGUAGUGGAUUCUUAAUGCUGCUUUAGAGAAAUGAAGAACUUGACGA